AUGGAGCGAUACAAAACCCACUCCAGACUAUGUGCAAAAGCAGCGCCCUUCAUCCCACGAGCACCGCUUGCGGUAGAGGUGAAUUCGAUGCCGGUUGCGAUUUCGAGGGCCGUGCCCUUCGGCCAUUACUAUCAACCUAGUCAUUCCCACGUUGGAUAUCCAUCACAAGAACUAGAACAAGGCCACCCCAAUAAUGCACUCGAACAAGCUUACAUUCCUCCAGGCCCGACCAAUGACGACUUUGAGGCUGUACUGCCUCAAGGGGAUCGACCUAAUCCAGUCAACCGCCUACUUCAACUCCGCCAUAUCGUAGGUCAGGGGCAUGCACCUCCAGAGGCAUACGAACCUGGUCACUAUAUCAGCUCUAGCUUGAACCCAACAGCGCUGGAGACCAAUCCUCACUGUCCUCCUGAGCAGUACCUUCUCAGUCAAAUCAAUCGAGAGGCCGAACACAACGAUCCUAUGGGUGGUCCUAGAAGAGAUUGUUCCCACGCCUCAGGUUCAGACAGCGACAUCAGCUCUUCAGGUGGACCAAGCACCGUGACAGUCGUUCCAGCCAACCACAACUAUGCCAUCACGACUCUUGAAGACCUGGUUCGCGAGAGCGAGAGCGAGCGCGACAUCAUGAUCAACAACUUGAACGCGAACGACAUUAAUGCACAGUACAAUAGGCCUUCUAAACCCGGCGAUCUGAUCCCCACGGCGAUCUACUCUCCAGGUGGCACACUGCUUGGACUGGUGUACUACCCUACCUAUCGCGACUUUCGAUCCGAAUAUGAACGACAAGGACAACCGCAGCAAAAGAAUCAACAAGCGCGGGGUAAUAGAAAGUCGAGUCAUGUUCGUACUGGACCUCUUGUGAUGGCGACCUACACUGGCGCCUUCGGAUGGCGUGCCAAUCCGAGAAGAUCAUAUGCAGCCACGAAAUUUGGCGCAGUGGGUGAGUGGUUGCUUCCGCAAGCGGGGGAUCAAGAGGGUGCGUUAGAAACGGCUGCUGCAGACGAACACGACUUGAACGGGGUCGAGGAUCAGAAUGGCAAGAUUUGA
This is a messenger RNA of Exophiala bonariae, 1047 nucleotides long. RefSeq lists its product as uncharacterized. The transcript has a single exon. The record is from RefSeq and is a predicted model, not a curated record. The coding region runs from base 1 to 1047 and encodes 348 amino acids. NCBI's taxonomy places the organism in Eukaryota, Fungi, Ascomycota, Eurotiomycetes, Chaetothyriales, Herpotrichiellaceae.